Messenger RNA from Ochotona princeps (American pika), 1444 nucleotides. RefSeq names its product actin related protein 3B (gene ACTR3B). The record is from RefSeq and is a predicted model, not a curated record. Lineage: Eukaryota; Metazoa; Chordata; Mammalia; Lagomorpha; Ochotonidae. Gene Ontology annotation, cellular component: actin cortical patch. The transcript is spliced from 12 exons. The coding region runs from base 106 to 1362 and encodes 418 amino acids. Gene Ontology annotation, molecular function: actin filament binding.
UCCGGGCCCCCGGCGGCGGCGGCGCUGCGGAGGUUCGCUUGGAGAAGCGGCACGCAGGUGUGCGGGUGGCCGAGCGGACGCGCCUGAGCGCCGCGCGUCCCGAGCAUGGCGGGCUCGCUGCCUCCCUGCGUGGUGGACUGUGGCACCGGGUAUACCAAGCUUGGCUACGCAGGCAACACUGAGCCCCAGUUCAUUAUUCCUUCAUGUAUUGCCAUCAGGGAGUCAGCAAAGGUAGUCGACCAAGCCCAGAGGAGAGUGUUGAGGGGAGUUGAUGACCUUGAUUUUUUCAUAGGGGAUGAAGCCAUUGAUAAACCUACGUAUGCUACAAAGUGGCCAAUACGACAUGGAAUCAUUGAAGACUGGGAUCUGAUGGAAAGGUUCAUGGAACAAGUAGUUUUUAAAUAUCUUCGCGCCGAGCCUGAAGACCAUUAUUUCUUGAUGACAGAACCUCCCCUGAACACUCCAGAAAACAGAGAAUACCUUGCAGAAAUUAUGUUUGAGUCAUUCAAUGUCCCAGGACUCUACAUUGCAGUUCAGGCAGUGCUGGCCUUAGCAGCCUCUUGGACAUCCCGACAAGUUGGUGAACGCACCUUGACAGGGAUAGUCAUUGACAGUGGGGACGGCGUCACGCAUGUCAUCCCAGUGGCAGAAGGUUAUGUAAUUGGAAGCUGCAUCAAACACAUCCCGAUUGCAGGUAGAGAUAUUACGUAUUUCAUUCAACAGCUGCUAAGGGAGAGGGAGGUGGGAAUCCCUCCUGAGCAGUCACUGGAGACCGCAAAGGCCAUUAAGGAGAAGUACUGUUACAUUUGCCCUGACAUAGUAAAGGAAUUUGCUAAAUAUGACAUAGAUCCUCGGAAGUGGAUCAAACAAUACACGGGUAUCAAUGCCAUCAAUCAGAAGAAGUUCAUUAUAGAUGUUGGUUAUGAAAGGUUCCUGGGACCUGAAAUCUUCUUUCACCCAGAGUUUGCCAACCCAGACUUUAUGGAAUCCAUCUCAGAUGUUGUGGACGAGGUGAUCCAGAAUUGUCCCAUUGAUGUGCGGCGCCCACUGUAUAAGAAUGUCGUCCUUUCAGGAGGUUCUACAAUGUUCAGGGAUUUCGGACGUCGGUUACAGCGAGAUCUAAAAAGAGUGGUGGAUGCCAGAUUAAGACUGAGUGAAGAGUUGAGUGGCGGCAGAAUCAAGCCGAAGCCUGUGGAGGUGCAGGUGAUCACGCAUCACAUGCAGCGCUACGCCGUGUGGUUCGGAGGCUCGAUGCUGGCGUCCACCCCCGAGUUCUUCCAGGUCUGCCAUGCCAAGAAGGACUACGAGGAGUACGGCCCGGGUAUCUGCCGCCACAACCCCGUCUUCGGAGUCAUGUCUUAGUGUCUGCCUUGAUCAGCAUUCGAUCGUGCCAUAGUGGGGAGCAAGUGUCCUUCCGAACACAGCGACGUCUGGUGUUGGUGUC